Cucumis melo (muskmelon) is the source of this 1411-nucleotide messenger RNA. Its product is annotated as probable pyridoxal 5'-phosphate synthase subunit PDX1. The coding region runs from base 121 to 1059 and encodes 312 amino acids. The transcript has a single exon. Gene Ontology annotation, biological process: amino acid metabolic process; pyridoxal 5'-phosphate biosynthetic process; pyridoxine biosynthetic process. The record is from RefSeq and is a predicted model, not a curated record. Lineage: Eukaryota; Viridiplantae; Streptophyta; Magnoliopsida; Cucurbitales; Cucurbitaceae. Gene Ontology annotation, molecular function: amine-lyase activity.
UAUCUUAAAUCGUUAAUCUUCUUCUCCGUCUGUCACCGCCCAUUGACACAUACCCCUUUCUCUAAACCAAUUUUCAAUUUGACCUCUCUUUCUCUUCCUCUUUCUUUCUUCUUUCCUCUAAUGGCGGACACCGGCGUAGUCACCGUCUACGGCAAUGGCGUCAUAUGUGAAGCUACCAAGAAAUCUCCCUUCUCUGUCAAGGCCAGUUUAGCCCAAAUGCUUCGCGGUGGUGUAAUUAUGGACGUCGUUAAUGCCCAGCAGGCUCGAAUCGCCGAAGAGGCCGGCGCCUGCGCCGUCAUGGCCCUUGAGAAAGUUCCCGCCGACAUUAGGGCACAAGGGGGAGUCGCUCGCAUGAGCGAUCCUCAAUUAAUUAAAGAAAUCAAGCAAGCUGUGACCAUUCCAGUCAUGGCCAAUGUUCGAAUUGGUCAUUUUGUCGAGGCUCAAAUUCUCGAGGCAAUCGGCAUCGAUUACAUCGACGAGAGCGAGGUUCUGACUCCGGCCGAUGAUAAGAACCACAUCAACAAGCACAAUUUCCGGAUCCCUUUUGUAUGCGGAUGCCGGAAUUUAGGGGAAGCAUUACGUCGAAUUCGUGAAGGCGCUGCGAUGAUUCGUACUAAAGGCGAAGCCGGAACUGGAAAUAUUGUUGAGGCUGUUCGUCAUGUGAGGUCUGUGAUGGGAGACAUUAGAAUGCUGAGGAAUAUGGACGAUGAUGAAGUUUUCUGUUAUGCCAAGCAAAUUGGAGCACCGUAUGAUUUGGUUAUGCAAACCAAGCAGCUCGGCCGGCUACCAGUGGUGCAUUUUGCAGCUGGAGGAAUUGCAACCCCGGCUGAUGCGGCGAUGAUGAUGCAAUUGGGAUGCGAUGGUGUAUUCGUCGGCUCCGGCGUAUUCAAGAGCAGCGAUCCAGCAAGACGAGCUAGAGCUAUUGUACAAGCCGCAACGCAUUACAGUGAUCCUGAUGUUCUUGCAGAGGUGAGCUUUGGAUUGGGAGAACCCAUGGCGGGGAUUAACCUCAGCGAUCGGAACGUGAAUGUGGAGAGGUAUGCAAAUCGGUCGGAGUAAUUUGGGUUUCUGCAUUUUUGGUUUGUGAAUCAGAUCAAAGACAUCAAUGAUCGGAUCACGGGUAGAGGUGAUGUUCUUGAUAUCCUUAUGGUUUUGUAUGAUUCAUUUGAGUUAACUUUGUUUUGAUGUUUCGUUUCUUGAGGUGAUACCAAUAAACUUGUCCGUAAUCUGGGUUUUUACGUGAAAGUUUGGUUGUCUUUGGUGUUUUAGGAUUGAAUUUUAGAAUGAAUGGUUUUGUUGAACCAUGAAUGAUUAUGGAUCAGAAAAAAUUAAAAAAGAAAACUACACAAUUUGUAAAUCAUGGGUGUAAUAUAUGUUUGAUGUAUGGAAAGUUUUCAUCUUUAGUCAUCAA